Molecule: messenger RNA, 375 nt
Organism: Diversispora eburnea
Lineage: Eukaryota; Fungi; Glomeromycota; Glomeromycetes; Diversisporales; Diversisporaceae
Source: the annotation of a GenBank genome assembly
AUGUCUUCGUUUUCUGCCAAUGCGACAAAUAAUCAUGGUACUAGCAAAAACAAUACCUAUAUUCAAAUUAAACCCAACAAGAUGGUUCGUGCUGAACUUCUACAAAGAGAGUUAGCAAAAGCGCCCAAUCCAAAAUAUAUUAGAACAAAACCUAAUGUUAUAGUUCGUGCUGAGAUGGCAAAUAAUUCAAGUGGAAGUAGUUCGAAAUAUGCUAAUACACAAACGUCAACAACCUACUCUUCACAGACCCCAAUGACUCCUUAUCGUACACAUGGAUCUUAUAAUUCUUUCAGACCUCAAUAUAAUUAUACAAAAUAUAUUAAGUCAAAUAAUAAAUAUGUUAGACAAGAAGUUGAAAAUAAUAAUUUAAGGUAA